AAUAAUCUCUAUGAAUCUCUAAACUUUCCCAUACAAAACGAGCUAAAAGCUACUUUGAAUUUGAUAAAAGAAGACAAAGUGGUUUUUAAAAUGGCUUUACUCAUAGCAGUACUGACCUUAGUUUUGCUCGUGUCUGCGUCGACUUCACCAGCCAUUGCUCUUAGCUUGAAUCAUUAUGAGAAAACCUGUCCUGAUGUUGAGUCGAUAGUUGCAAAAGCUGUCGAGCGUGCCACCAUGAAGGAUAAGACGGUCCCUGCAGCCCUUCUUCGAAUGCAUUUUCAUGAUUGUUUUAUAAGGGGUUGUGAUGCUUCUGUGCUGUUGUACUCAAAGGGAAACAAUAAAGCUGAAAAAGAUGGGCCUGCAAAUCUUUCUUUGCAUGGAUUUUAUGUUAUAGAAAAUGCAAAGAAAGAAGUCGAAGCAGCGUGUCCUGGUGUAGUCUCGUGUGCUGAUAUUUUGGCUUUUGCCGCAAGGGAUGCUGUCGUGCUCUCUGGAGGUCCUACAUGGGAAGUGCCUAAGGGAAGAAAAGAUGGUAGAACAUCAAAGGCUAGCGAAACUAUACAACUGCCGGCUCCGACUUUCAACAUAUCUCAACUGCAACAAAGCUUCUCUCAAAGAGGCCUAUCCAUGGAUGACCUCGUAGCUCUUUCAGGAGGCCACACUAUCGGAUUUUCCCACUGCUCAUCCUUCCAGAAUAGAAUCCGCAACUUCAACGCAACGCACGACAUAGACCCAACAAUGCAUCCUUCAUUUGCAGCAAGCUUAAGGAACGUUUGUCCGAUCAAGAACAAGGCAAAGAAUGCCGGAGCAACAAUGGAUCCUUCUUCAACAGCUUUCGAUAACACCUACUUCAAGUUGAUCCUUCAAGGCAAAACCCUGUUUUCUUCUGACCAAGCCCUGCUCACGAAUCCGAAAACCAAAGGUUUGGUAUACAAGUUUGCCAGUUCGAAACAGAGUUUCGAGAAAGCUUUCGUAAACUCUAUGAUCAAAAUGAGCAGUCUCAAUGGAGGUCAAGAAAUUAGGAAAGAUUGUCGUGUUGUAAACUAAGGAUUUCAUAGAUUAAUUAUUAAAUUCUAAAAUCUAAACUAUGAGAGCUAGGUAGUUCAUCAAUGGACUACUACUUUUCCUAUUUUCAUUGUAGCCUAUUAGCCUAAUAACUGUCAAUUGAGAGAAUUUAUAGCUGAAUAAGCACAGCUACACUACUGUAAUAAACUGAGAUAUUAUGAAUAUCUUAAGAAACUAGCUUUAAUCAUAAGAA
Gossypium arboreum is the source of this 1255-nucleotide messenger RNA. RefSeq names its product peroxidase 64-like. The record is from RefSeq and is a predicted model, not a curated record. The transcript is spliced from 4 exons. The coding region runs from base 91 to 1044 and encodes 317 amino acids. Gene Ontology annotation, cellular component: plasmodesma; plant-type cell wall. Gene Ontology annotation, molecular function: heme binding; peroxidase activity. NCBI's taxonomy places the organism in Eukaryota, Viridiplantae, Streptophyta, Magnoliopsida, Malvales, Malvaceae. Gene Ontology annotation, biological process: response to oxidative stress; hydrogen peroxide catabolic process.